Messenger RNA from Botrytis sinoallii, 1743 nucleotides. RefSeq lists its product as uncharacterized. The transcript is spliced from 4 exons. The record is from RefSeq and is a predicted model, not a curated record. The coding region runs from base 1 to 1743 and encodes 580 amino acids. Lineage: Eukaryota; Fungi; Ascomycota; Leotiomycetes; Helotiales; Sclerotiniaceae. Gene Ontology annotation, molecular function: flavin adenine dinucleotide binding; N,N-dimethylaniline monooxygenase activity; NADP binding.
AUGAGCGACUUUGUUGAGGUGGACAUUCUCGUAAUCGGUGCAGGAAUUUCCGGCAUUUGUGCAAGCAAGCAUUUUUUGGAGUUUCAUCCAGAAGCCCGAUUGGUAAUCAUUGAUAGAGACACUUGCGUCGGUGGAACCUGGAAUGCGCGAAGAGGUUACGAUAGUUUCUGGACCCAAUGGAUGGUAGGAACAGCCGAGUUCUCAGACCAAGAAAUGUCGAGACCACCGGACGAAGACCUUUACAAAGAAUUUUUCAAGGCUAAGCAUACAACAAAAUAUCUGGAAAGUUAUAUUGAUACACAUAAAUACGAUGGCAAAAGUCUUCGUGACAGGAUUCAAUUCUCGGUCGAAGUUAGAUCAGUUUCCAAAAAGGAUGGUUAUUGGACUGUCUUGGCCAGCGAUCGAGGCAACGAGCAGCAGCAACACACUUUCAAAACCCCGAAACUAAUAGUUGCAAGUGGUUUGACUUCAAUCCCAAAUAUGCCUUCAUUGCCGGGAAAAGAAAGUUUUGAAGGUCAAAUACUCCAUCAUGAAGACUUUGGUUCGUCUGACCUUUUGACCUCCCCAAAACAGAAUAUUACUAUUCUUGGAGCUGGAAAAUCGUCUGCAGACAUGGUUUACGAAGCAGUGAAGGCUGGAAAACAAGUAUCAUGGGUUCUAAAAGCUACAAAUACGACGGGUCCAGGCUUCUUUGUUUCUCCAGAUGGAAAAGGGCCUUAUAAAAAUGCAUUCGAAAUAAGCUUAACAAGAAUAGCAGCUACAUUUACACCUUCGUUUCUGAAUGGAAUGAAUAGAUGGACGAAACUUCUCCACUCAUCCGAAUAUGGUGUAAAGAUGAUGAAAGGCUUUUGGGGGACCGUAGAUGCGGAUGCGCGAAAGUCUGCAAAUUUCCAACGAAAAUGCCUACAAAACUUUGACAAGUUAGAGUCGAGCUCGCCUCUUUUCUGGCAAAAUUGCGCCGCUGGACUUCUCAACCACGCAGACUUUUUUGACAUCGUUGCCGAAAAUGUUCGUAUCUUUGUUGGAGAUAUUGAAGAUUUAAAGAGCAACAGUCUCCUUCUCAAAACCGGCGAGGAAAUACCCUCCGAUGCUAUCUUAUGCGGUACAGGCUGGGUGCCUUCGCUGCAAUACUUCACACAAGCGCAAUGUCAAGAAUUUGGUUUACCUCAUAUUUUAGACCAUGAAGAAGCAAAAGAUGAACAUGCUCACUGGGCGAAACUGGAGGCGGAAGCAGAUGUCCAAGUCCUUGCUACCUUUCCCCACCUCCAAAGUCCUCCUGAUCAUUACCAAAAGACUGCAACCCAUACUCCAUACCGUUUAUACCGACAUAUGGUUCCUAUAUCGGAGUCUUCUAGCAGUGAGAAAGAUGACCGCUCAAUUGUUUUCCUAGGCCAAAUUGUGGUAGGAAAUUAUUUUACUACCUUGGAGUGUCAAUCACUUUGGGCAGUAACAUAUUUGGAUGGGAAGUUGGACUUGCCGUGUAAAAAGGAGCAAGAAAAAGAUAUUACUCUGUUUACAGCGUGGUCUCGACGUCGCUAUCUGAGCAAUGGCCAGGAAGGAAAUAAUUUGAUCUUCGAUUUCAUUGGUCAUAUAGAUACGCUUUUGAAGGAUCUCGGUCUUACUAGUCAUCGAAAAGGUUGGUUCAAAGAUUUGUUUGCGGCUAUGUGGGCUAAAGACCUGAGGGGCUUACAAGCAGAAUUGUGGAAGAAGUUCGAGUAUAAUGAUACCGUUAAAUUGAUUUAG